This is a messenger RNA of Aspergillus niger, 1887 nucleotides long. RefSeq lists its product as uncharacterized. Gene Ontology annotation, molecular function: zinc ion binding; carboxy-lyase activity; DNA binding. Gene Ontology annotation, biological process: DNA-templated transcription; regulation of DNA-templated transcription. The record is from RefSeq and is a predicted model, not a curated record. Lineage: Eukaryota; Fungi; Ascomycota; Eurotiomycetes; Eurotiales; Aspergillaceae. Bases 1 to 1887 code for a protein of 628 amino acids. The transcript is spliced from 5 exons.
AUGGGCACCCCGAUAAAUCGUGAAGAGAUUGACCGCGUGCUGCGAAUGAAACGCAAUCAGCGCGAGGCUCGAGCGUGUUAUCCUUGCCGCCAGCGCAAGGUGAAAUGCGACAGCACUCAGCCGUGUCGAACAUGUCGCCGACGAGGCCAUCCCCAAAUAUGUGUGUAUGACCAAGAUUCGUCUGGGUCUAAAAAGGCUCGUAGCACCGGCCAAAGACGUUCCUCUGCUGCUUCUCGUGGAACAAAUCAGACACCAACCGCCGAGCAGGCAUUCGAUGCCGAACCACAAUCUCUGCCCUCAGCGCGCAGUUUACCAGAAGUCCAGCCAAAAACAAGACAGUACUAUAGUACUCGAAUCCCGUCUUCCGAUGGCCCCGAUAAUGAUCUUAUCUACUCGGGCGACAACUCGGUAUUGUCUUAUUUGCGCAACCGGACGCAAGAUACCAAUGGCUCCAUGACCCGUGAGGUGGGCUCUGUUCUAGGCCUGCAAAAUACCUACGGCAGUUAUCCAUUUAUGGACUUUCGGACACCCCAGGACCGGUGGAAGGAGCUUCUACGUAUUAUUCCGCAGCGAGCGGAACUGUUGAAGUUCUUCCAUUUCUACAGAAUAUCAGCUUACCCUUUCAAUCCGAUCAUACUUGACAUUGAGAGAUUUGAGCAAGAUGUGUGUUCAUACCUCAAUGAUCUUGCAGCAGGAGAGCUGCAGAACACUUCAAAGAUUUGCGAACGUUGGGCCACUGAUCGGUCUGUCGGGCUGAUCAGCCUGCUACUUGCGGCCUUGGCUUCCGGUGCGCAUUAUUCUGACCUGGAUUACAUGCAAAGAACAGAGCUAUGCCAGGAUUUUGGAAACACUCUGCAAAACAAUGGCCAGUCUGAUGCAGCAUGGGUUUUGUUAGGGACAACAGUCCGUCUCGCGCAGACAUUAGGUCUUCACACAGAAAAGAGUGUAGCACGCCUACCGGAUCAUGUCAAAUACAAAGCACGAAAGCUAUGGUACACUGUCGUUUGGCAAGAUUGCCUGCUCUGUUUAUGUUACGACCGGCCUCGCGUAGUCUCUAUGACCGGGUGGGCUCCAGAUUAUUCAAUCCUCUCGAGCAGCGAACUAUCUUUCACAGAAGCUAUGUAUUUUCUAUGCCAAACUGCCUUAAAUAUGAUCACAACAGACGGACCGGAGAUAUCGGAAAAUGCGCGACAGCUUGACAUUUUGGCCACGAUUGAUAGCCUCAACCAACGCACUCAGCCAUAUCUGCGUGACCGCCAGGAAUGCAAAACCCUCCAACACAAUCUGGAGCACCUGGCGUUACGAAUGCACAUGUCUCUAGUUAUUUCCGUCCUGACACGUCCAGCACUGAAGCGCACUGUAAUGCAAGACGCGUCCUAUGACAUCUUGCGCACCCGCGCCAAAUUGAGCCUGAUCGACGCCUCUAGGGCCUUUUUGGAUUUUCAGGCUCUGAGUGUGGUACCCCUCCGAAGCUGGUCAAUGGUGCACACGGUGCUUAGUUCCACUUUACUUCUCUGCAUUUGGGAGGAGACCCGAAACGAUCCCGAGUGUCGUGAUUUACAGCAAAAGGUGAUUGAGGUCUUUUCUGCCGCUGGCACAGUGGGCACAGUGGAGAACACAGCAUCGGAGAAUGGGCAAUGGCUAUCGGAACGGCAUAUACGAGCGCUAAUCACACUGCGCAAUUCGGUCCGAACGGCAGUCGAACGUGAAAAGGGGGAGGCAAGCGUUGGGACAGAACGCGCGGAGCAGCCCCAGCCUUUUUUUCCUGUCUAUGGUAUGCCGAACGGGAUCCCGGAUGACUUCGGUCAAGACUUCUCACCAGCAAGCUAUCUUGACUCCAUUAUGAACGGUAUGCUGAGGCUCCCGACUAUUUAUCGAUCGAACUAA